UACUGAGUUAUAAACACAAAUAAAUGUUAGGAACAUUUUUCUGUACAACUAGUUGUCGCCAGUGCUGGAGUCAGCUUUCUCAGACAUCAGUGCGUCUGACUACCUGCCGCAUCUAGCUGACCCCCUCAGCCCCUUCUCCUCGACUUCAUCGGCCUCCUCAGGCCAAGGUGGUGCUGUGAAGUAUUUUAUAGAUCAGACUUGUAUGAAAUAAAAUCACAUAAUAUUAAUUGUGCAUUUUUACUUUGCAACUUUGAGAAUGUCAUUUGUAAUAAGUCAGUUCAGGCCAAAUCAAACUGCUCUCCUCAGGAACAUUCCCCCUGAAGCUGAAGCUUCAGCAGAGGGGCCAGAUGCAGACACAGCUACCUCCUCACUGCUCCCCUUCUCCCUGGGACACCUCAGGGCUGGAGCAGAUCAAGUUUCAGCCUUUCUCCCAGCCUCGAGGUAUGACAGAUGACAUGUCCUGGUCCUGUGGAUCAAACCCACCCCUCUACCAACUGGAGACACCCACCCAAGUCCUGUUUGGAGGUCCAGAACCAAAUGAAACAGAGGUAAGAGACCGUGCAAGACACUUCUCUCUUAACCAGCCAGAGGACAAGGAGCCCAUGUUGGACUUCAUUUUUAACCAAUCAGAAACUGAGCAGCAUUUUGAGGAGGACAUCUUUAGAGGCUUCAGUAAUGAAGAAUAUGAAAAUGAAGCUUGUCAAUCUGGGCGUGCAAAGUCAAAGAUAUGCCUCAAAGAUGGAACACCAGUCAAAUCUUCAACACCACAAACUGUCCCUGACUCACAGUGUAUGGGAAUGGAGCUCUCCAACUGCAGCGACAUAAACUUUUCAUGUCCCGGACACGACACAGGCCCCAUGAAUGGCUGUGGAUAUUCGCCAAGUUACUCUUGUAGUGGAGGUUACAUCAGUUCAAACUCAGAUGAUGAUGAAGAAUGCUGUCAGCCAUGUCUCCAGGCUUCUGCUUCUUCAUAUGUGGAACAAGCCUGUUGUUCUGAGGCUGUGAUCCAAGGCUCACAGGGGAAACCCAAACAAAGACACUCCCAGCCUAGGCCUCUCACUCCAUUCAGAGGGAACUUCAGAGCUGAUCAGAAAAUUAUGGAGAAAGUGGUUUGCCCAGAUAAAGCCUUAGGAAGUAAUAGUCGACAGACAGAAAGCAGCACACAUCAGUUUGCAUCUCCUCACCCUCUGGUUCAGACUCAGAGCUCAGAGAUCUGCAAAUGCCAAAAAACUUCCAGCGAAACUAGAGAUGUUGAAACUCAAACUAUCAACUUCCCCGCAGCUGAGACACGCGAUGCCUCGACUCAGUGCAGCGUAGUUGCAGACAGCACAUCCACAGCCCCUGGGCUCAACUUGUACCUACCACCUGUUGACACGUCAGUACAACAUCCAGCCACAGGGAGGCAGACAGGUACUGCUGCACAGCCACACACAGCUUCAUCAGGAAAGUCGGGGAGUGGAGGGAAGCACACGCCCUGGGGCAAGAAGAAAUUCAAGGCUGGUUCCCUGUCAGGCAGCAGCAGUAUGAACAAAGUCACUGCCAACAACAGCAAUGGAAAAGUUUUCCAGAGAUCCAUUAACCACUUUCUAGAUGGCAGAGUUACGGAGAAUGAAGAGGGCAGAGAUGAGAGAGGCAGACACGGAAAUGGCCCUCUGAUGAAAGACCUCUCAGAUGACGCGAGGGAGGAGGUCACAUCUGCCACCAGAGGAGUUAACAGACCCCCAGAAGAGGCCGAAACACUUCAGGAAAUAGCCGACAUUUUGCUCCUGCUCAAGCAGAGGAAGAAGAAUGAUAAGGAUGGAGGCAGCAGGAAAUAAGAAACAUGCCUCUUCUGUUUGUGUUUGUGUUUUUAAUUCAAAGCGUUAUUUUGUUU
This is a messenger RNA of Toxotes jaculatrix (banded archerfish), 1873 nucleotides long. RefSeq lists its product as uncharacterized. Bases 348 to 1817 code for a protein of 489 amino acids. The transcript has 9 exons. Lineage: Eukaryota; Metazoa; Chordata; Actinopteri; Toxotidae. The record is from RefSeq and is a predicted model, not a curated record.